AUGAGCCUAAGUGAAUUAAGAAAAAAUCUGAGGAAAAAAUUCGACCCAGGCUUGCCACUGCGUCUCAUCCCCAAACAGAUUGUAUCGCGAUAUAGCGAUACAAUAUCUUUCUUGCUAAAUUUUUUGGCGAUUUGUCAUUCAGCUUAUCAGUCAUUCAAUCAGCGUAACAUUCAUUGGAAAGACGAUAAAAGCGUUAUUUUUUUUGCUUUUGCAGCACCACAGCCGAUCAGUCGCAGCACAUUUGCUGGUGGUGUGAAAUUACGCAAAGAUACGCGGAACGUGAAGGCCGGUUUGGGUGACUGCAUGUAUUCACGCCGUGCUUCGCAGGAUGAGGGUGUGAAGAGUAAUUUCGGUGCCAGUCAAAGUCAAGAUGUACGCGUAAAAGCCAACAGUGCCUGUGGCUUGGAUCUGUCACAAGUUUCGUGGAACGGAACUGUGAAGAGUGGCUUUGUCAGCGAAGCUGGUGGUGAUGCUAUGAAUCUGCGGCAAGCUUCACAAGAUGGCAGCACGAAGAAUAGCUUUAUUGGUGCUGUUGGCGCGAGGGAAUGCAUGGGCAAUUCAGUCCAUAGUAUGCGGGCACCUGCUGGGAUUGACGGUGGCACCACCACAGGUGUGCAAUCCACAAAAUUUGGUGACAAAAUUUUGCAGUUUUUUUCGUGA
Gongylonema pulchrum is the source of this 660-nucleotide messenger RNA. The record is from the annotation of a GenBank genome assembly. Lineage: Eukaryota; Metazoa; Nematoda; Chromadorea; Rhabditida; Gongylonematidae.